AAUGAGGGUCGAAUUGGCGCGUAGUUUAAUUGUUUAGCAUUCGCGCCUUUUCCUGACAGGAUUGUGAGCGUCAAUCUCAGUCCUGCGCUGUCUCCGCUUGUCUGGAGCCCCUGGAACUUGUGUGAGACCCGCGUCUUCUCCCCGUUAUUUGUCUCCCCAGCCGGCGCCAUGCACGUCAUCAAGCGAGAUGGGAAGCAGGAGCGUGUCAUGUUCGACAAGAUCACCUCACGAAUCCAGAAGUUGUGCUAUGGACUCAACUUGGAAUUUGUUGACCCAGCCCAAAUUACUAUGAAAGUAAUUCAGGGUCUUUACAGUGGAGUCACAACUAUAGAGCUGGAUACCCUGGCAGCGGAGACAGCAGCCACCCUGACAACAAAACAUCCAGACUAUGCCAUUCUGGCUGCUCGCAUAGCUGUUUCUAACUUGCACAAGGAGACAAAGAAAAUAUUUAGUGAUGUGAUGGAAGAUCUGUACAACUAUGUGAAUCCUCUAAAUGGCAAACACUCGCCCAUGGUCUCAAAGGAAACCCUUGACCUUGUGUUGGCAAAUAAAGAUCGUCUCAACUCCUCCAUUAUUUAUGACCGUGACUUCUCCUACAACUUUUUUGGCUUUAAGACACUAGAACGGUCCUACUUAUUGAAAAUAAAUGGAAAAGUUGCUGAACGGCCACAACACAUGCUGAUGAGGGUAUCUGUUGGUAUACAUAAAACUGAUAUUGAUGCUGCUAUCGAAACCUACAAUCUGUUGUCAGAAAAAUGGUUCACGCAUGCUUCUCCUACACUGUUCAAUGCUGGUACCAACCGCCCACAGCUCUCCAGCUGUUUCCUGCUCUGUAUGAAAGAUGACAGCAUUGAAGGGAUCUACGACACAUUGAAGCAGUGCGCUCUGAUCUCAAAGUCUGCUGGUGGUAUUGGUGUUGCAGUCAGCUGUAUCCGUGCCACUGGUAGUUACAUUGCUGGGACAAAUGGCAACUCAAAUGGUCUUGUACCAAUGCUGAGAGUCUACAACAACACUGCACGAUAUGUGGAUCAAGGAGGAAACAAGAGGCCUGGUGCAUUUGCCAUAUACCUGGAACCUUGGCAUUAUGAUGUGUUUGAAUUCCUGGACCUAAAAAAGAAUACUGGAAAGGAGGAGCAGAGAGCCAGGGAUCUAUUCUAUGCCAUGUGGAUACCGGAUCUCUUUAUGAAACGUGUAGAGAAUAAUCUGGAUUGGUCAUUAAUGUGUCCUCAUGAGUGUCCUGGCUUGGAAGAAGUUUGGGGAGACAAGUUUGAGGAGCUCUAUGAAAAAUAUGAGCGAGAGGGACGAGCCCGUAAGGUGGUGAAAGCACAGCAGGUAUGGUAUGCCAUUAUAGAGUCACAGACUGAGACUGGCACUCCCUAUAUGCUCUAUAAGGAUGCCUGCAACCGCAAGAGCAAUCAGCAGAACCUGGGCACCAUUAAAUGCAGUAACCUGUGCACAGAGAUUGUGGAGUACACCAGUGAAAAAGAGGUUGCCGUCUGUAACUUGGCUUCUUUAGCCUUGAACAUGUACGUGACUCCAGAGCGAAGUUUUGACUUCAAGAAACUGGCUGACGUUACCAAAGUCAUUGUCAAAAACUUGAACAAAAUCAUUGAAAUAAACUUUUAUCCUGUGCCAGAGGCAGAAUAUUCCAACAAGAAGCACCGGCCUAUCGGGAUUGGGGUGCAGGGCCUGGCAGAUGCUUUUAUCCUCAUGAGAUACCCAUUUGAGAGUGAGAAGGCUCAAAUGCUAAAUAAGCAAAUAUUUGAGACCAUUUAUUAUGCUGCACUGGAAUCUAGCUGUGAACUGGCCAAGGAGCUUGGUCCAUAUGAAACGUAUGAAGGAUGCCCUGUCAGUAAGGGGAUCCUACAGUACGACAUGUGGAACGUAACGCCUACAGAUCUCUGGGACUGGGCUGCCUUAAAGGAGAAGAUUGCAAAACAUGGCAUCAGGAACAGUUUGCUUCUGGCUCCUAUGCCCACUGCUUCCACUGCUCAAAUCCUGGGCAAUAAUGAAUCUAUUGAGCCAUAUACCAGCAAUAUAUACACACGCAGAGUCCUUUCUGGCGAGUUCCAGAUUGUAAACCCACAUUUAAUGAAAGACCUGACUGAGCGAGGGAUGUGGAAUGAAGAAAUGAAAAAUCAGAUUAUUGCCAACAACGGCUCCAUACAGAACGUCCCAGAUAUUCCUGCUGAUCUGAAAGAGCUGUACAAGACCGUGUGGGAAAUAUCUCAGAAGACGGUCAUUACUAUGGCAGCAGACAGAGGAGCUUUCAUUGAUCAGAGCCAGUCAUUGAACAUUCAUGUAGCAGAACCCAACUAUGGCAAGCUGACCAGUAUGCACUUCUAUGGCUGGAAGCAGGGGUUAAAGACUGGCAUGUACUACCUGCGCACUAGGCCUGCUGCCAAUCCCAUCCAGUUCACCCUUAAUAAGGAGAAGAUAAAAGAAAAGGAGCUGAUGGCCAUGGAGAAUAUGGAGGACAAAGAGGAGAAAGAGAAGAACAAGGCAGCUAUGGUUUGCUCGCUGGAGAACAGAGAUGAGUGCCUUAUGUGCGGCUCAUAGGGGAGUUGCUCUGCUUCAGUGAGCUUUGUAUUGAUUUGAUAAGAGACUGGAAAAUCCUGUGCUGUUUCUCUGGGCCUGUUAGACACUUCCCUGAGGGUAGCUGUUAUUCCUGGACUCUCAAGUGUUUCUAGGGCCUGUGGGGAGAGAGUUACAAGUUACUGUGUACCGUGACGCCAAUCACAAAUCUAAAAUAUUGAUUAACCAGAGCCUGUUUUUUUUUUUCAGAAAAAAAUUAAAAAGUCAAAAAAAAAAAAAAAAA
Molecule: messenger RNA, 2818 nt
Organism: Xenopus laevis (African clawed frog)
Lineage: Eukaryota; Metazoa; Chordata; Amphibia; Anura; Pipidae
Gene: rrm1.S
Product: ribonucleotide reductase M1 S homeolog
Exons: 19
Coding region: 169-2559 (796 amino acids)
Source: RefSeq, a predicted model, not a curated record